Messenger RNA from Microplitis demolitor, 736 nucleotides. Its product is annotated as H2.0-like homeobox protein. Bases 59 to 736 code for a protein of 225 amino acids. Lineage: Eukaryota; Metazoa; Arthropoda; Insecta; Hymenoptera; Braconidae. The record is from RefSeq and is a predicted model, not a curated record. Gene Ontology annotation, molecular function: DNA-binding transcription factor activity, RNA polymerase II-specific; sequence-specific DNA binding. The transcript has 3 exons. Gene Ontology annotation, biological process: regulation of DNA-templated transcription.
CAUCGGAUUACAAUGUUAAUUUAUUUAAUUGAAAAUUAAAUUUACAAGUGAAAAUAAAAUGGAGUACAGUACUCACAUUGCGGACUCACCGAAACUCAAGUUUGGGGUGGACAGAAUUUUAUCCAAGGAUUUUUGUAACAAACCUUUGCCAAAAGUUACUAUUAAGUUGUUCGGUUAUUCGGGUCAUGAGUGUCCGUGCAUUGGUGGCUGUGGCAAGUGUAUGACAAUUUGUAAUUUUACGCGCUCAGAAACGUCACCGGUGAUUUGUACUCCCAAUUAUACUAGUGUAAUUGAAAAAUAUCAAAAUAUUUGCCGGCCGUCUCCUCUCAGGCCAAUUCCACGAGUGCCAAUUUCAUCUACAACGACGACAACUAACAGUGAAAGUGGUACACGUAGAAAAAGAUCGUGGUCGAGAGCUGUUUUCAGUGCGCUGCAACGAAAAGGUCUAGAGAAAAGAUUUUCCUUACAGAAAUAUAUUACUAAACCUGAUAGACGGCAAUUAGCGGCUACUUUAGGACUUACUGAUGCCCAAGUUAAAGUAUGGUUUCAAAAUCGAAGAAUGAAAUGGCGACAUACUAAAGAAAGUGAAAAUAUAAUACCAGGUGGAUCGGAUUUAGUACAAAAAAAUUUAUCGUCAAAAUUAAAAAAUCAGGAUUCAGAAAAUUUAUCUAAAAAUAGUCAGACUGAAAAAUCAGAAAUAAAUGAAGAAGAGGAAGAAAUUCAAGUUGAUAUAUGA